UGAAUUUUCAUGAGGACUUUAAAAAAAAUCAAAUUCACAAACUGAUGUGGAAAUGUGAAGAACUGAAUUUAAGAGUGAAAAAGAUGAGAAACAGAGAAAACGAAAUGGACAGAUUUGUUCAUUCCUACUGUUGGGUAACCCUCUUCCUUUUGUUGUUAUAUGCCUUUAGGUCGAUUACAACUUAUGACAACCCUAUGAAGAUUCAUAGGGUUUUCAUGGUAAGAGGUGUUCAGAGGUGGUUUCCCUCUGUCUUUAUAAAGCCUUAAUCCUGAUACAAAGAGAAAUGGUAGAGAGGAGCCUCUGGGUAGGGGGUGGCUUAGCAGUACCUUGGCCCAAGCAGGUGCACAUUAGCCCAAGCAGGUCUUAGGAAGCACAGGUGGAAGCCAGAUGCCAAGACCUAGGGGUGCCAAGUUUAGGGCCACAAUAAUGUGGUCUUUGUCAUGUAGUUUGCCCUUGCGUAACUGUUUUUUCUUUUGGAAAUAAUAAGCAGGUGUGUGUGUGAGCCAGAUUGAGGCCAUAGUGGGGGAGGGGGGAAUGUAACCCUUUGCCCAUGCAGCAGCCCUAAUUGAAAUCCCAGCCACUGUGCCUGCCAUUGGUGGCAAUGGGAGCUUUCUGUCCAUUGCAAGUAAUAGGUCUAGGAUAGACAUUCCAAGAGGAUUUGCAGCAGGAGCAAAGGGUUAAAACCCCUCCUUCUCCCAUGCUGUGGUCCCAGUCUGGCUCCCCCACAAUUAUGUGACAAAUGCCACAUCUCAAUUUUGGGCUCUGUUUUGGAAAUAAAAUCCAUUUUCUCAGCAUCUUGAGAUAUGUUCUCCCUUGUUUUUGACGUCUUACUUUGACCCUAAUGAGUGGUUUGGGCUGAUGUUAGUGACUCUAGGAUUGGCAUUUUAGAGAUAUAUCCUUUCAGAGAUAUAUUAAAAAGAAAAGACUUGAAGUAAAUAAAUAAAUGAUAGCACUGUACUACCCCCUUUUGCUUAUGGAUCCAUCCACCACUGACAUGCAGCCCCUGGAAGGUCACCAACAAGCCAUGCAGGAGAUGUUUUAAUGGAUGAUAUCUUCAACAAAUGCCUAACUUAAAGCCAGCAAUGAUCACCCAGAGACUUAAAGCACAGCUUUCACUUUCUGCAAAAGGGACUAGGCCUCAGUCUUUAGAGUGCUUUUGAUGCUCUACCUCCCUCUACUGUAUUUCCUGAGAAGUUCUCCAAUGAUGGGAAAUCAUGUAUUAGCCGCUUCGAUUUCCAUGCUGUCCCUUCUGGCAAUAAUGGGAGACACAGACAGUAAAACGGAUGGUACCUUCAUGAUUGAAUCAGACCCAGACCGUUGCAUGAGGCAUCAUUACGUUGAUUCUAUCAGCCACCCUUUAUACAAGUGCAGUUCAAAGAUGGUGCUGCUGGCUCGCUGUGAGGGACGCUGCACUCAGACAUCACGCUCUGAACCAAUGGUGUCCUUCAGUACAGUGCUGAAACAGCCUUUCCGCUCCACAUGCCAUUGCUGCCGGCCACAGACUUCCAAGCUGAAGGCCAUGCGCUUGCGCUGCUCAGGUGGCAUGAGGCUCACUGCCACCUACCGUUACAUCCUCUCGUGCCACUGUGAGGAGUGCAACUCCUAGAAGCAGAAAAAAUGGGACGGACAUGUGCUCUAUAACAGGAUUCCCAGAAGCAGCAACAGCCAAGGGUGGCUUUUUUGCCAACAUGCUAUUACACGUCUGACACAAGCAAGGCUGAUUAAACAUGGAUUUCAUUUUCAGAACUACAGAAAGCAAAUCAUGAUGUUGCUUGGGAUUGUGCCAAAUCAUGAAACAGACAUCAGAAUGUAUUUCUAUACCGAAGAAGAAAACUCUUAUGAUGGUGAUGGACUGGUUUUCAGAAACUUUUAUUGGAAAGAUACUAGGGGUAGUUUUUUCUGGUUCAGUAAUUCUUUAUCCCUGAUUAAGGGAUGAACUAUGACUCUUCAUUUUGAGUGUCCUGCCAGUAAAAGUAAAAAAUGAAAGAGAUUAUAGAGUAUGUACAUUGGAUGUCAUUAUGUGGGAAAUGUUUUAUUUUAGAAGAGAAAGACUCCAUCCCUGUAUACAGAAGCCUGUUGUAUCUUUUAAAUAUGUCCCUUAGUUUAUAUUGGCCUUGAAAAUAGACUGUAUUGAUGAUAAAAGUUGUAUUUUAUCUGUUCUGGCAGCCAUGUGCUGGACAAUUUAUUGUGAUU
Molecule: messenger RNA, 2193 nt
Organism: Rhineura floridana
Lineage: Eukaryota; Metazoa; Chordata; Lepidosauria; Squamata; Rhineuridae
Gene: NDP
Product: norrin cystine knot growth factor NDP
Exons: 3
Coding region: 1160-1606 (148 amino acids)
Biological process (GO): Wnt signaling pathway
Source: RefSeq, a predicted model, not a curated record